Spinacia oleracea (spinach) is the source of this 887-nucleotide messenger RNA. Its product is annotated as transcription initiation factor TFIID subunit 2-like. Gene Ontology annotation, biological process: transcription initiation at RNA polymerase II promoter. Gene Ontology annotation, molecular function: chromatin binding; transcription cis-regulatory region binding; RNA polymerase II general transcription initiation factor activity. Bases 318 to 887 code for a protein of 189 amino acids. NCBI's taxonomy places the organism in Eukaryota, Viridiplantae, Streptophyta, Magnoliopsida, Caryophyllales, Amaranthaceae. Gene Ontology annotation, cellular component: transcription factor TFIID complex. The record is from RefSeq and is a predicted model, not a curated record. The transcript is spliced from 4 exons.
UUUAUUUUGUUCAAGUUCCAUGUUAGAGAAAUUUGUUGUAAUUGAUUGGUUUUCCUCGGCUCUGAUUGUUUUUAUAUGACUCAGGUGCUCUGCAGUUGUUCAAACACCUGGUUAUUGGCUUCUUCUUAGACUUUGGGGAUUUUCUUGGUAAUAUUUUUCUCCCUUUCAUCUGUGUUUUUGUUCUGGCAUUUGGCACACGUCCUUUCAUCUGCUGAUGUACGUUUCAAUAAUCAAUCCCUAGCUUUUUUUAGCUUCAUGUUUGGAUUCACCUGCUGAGCCUAGGUCUAUUCCUUCAUCUUCGAUGUACCCCACGCUUGAUGUCAGUGACAGGAUCUUGGCUGAGAAGUUACACCGAGCUGGAGAUUGUUAUCCCUGAUAAUGGGGUUAUUGGUUUGCAUUCUGAGAAUUUGGAGAUUGAGAGAGUUUUGGUAGAUGGGGAGCCAGCAGAGUUUGAUGUUUUCCCUCAUUAUCAACCCGUUGAAAUUGAGAACAGGUGGUGUUCCAUGUCUUCUGUGAGUUCUGCUGCAGAUGCUGCUGGCGUGACUUACAUAUUAGCAGUGGAAAGAGAAAUAGUUUCGAACCUGCUAAUCCUUAGCCGUAAGUCAAUCGACACAGGAAACCAACAGCAGGGACAACUAACCCUGGAAAAUGGGGUCCAAUCAAACAGCAAAGUGAAGCAGGUUUUAUUUAUAUCUUGUGCUUUAGAUGAGUUUUUCUAUGUCAACUUUCCCUUAUGUACUGGAUUCUUAAUGUCUUAUUUUAUUGGAGAUUUACUAUCUUUAUUUGUUGCUAGUACCUCCCUUGGUGUCAUAAUUGAAUUGGUUUGUGCAUAUGUAACAAAAAAUUGCACAGAAAAUAUUGGGUGUCCUGUACUCUAUCCCAGAUAA